ACUCUCAACGGAUGCCGGUUCGUAGAUUGUAGGAUCCUCUCCGUGGAUAUCUUCUACGUGAGAUCAUUUUCCUGGAUGGACAGUGACAGGGACAAGAUGGCGGAGAGAAUAUUAAAUCUCAUCCUGGAGAUCCUCUUCCGCCUUACCGGAGAGGAAUACACCGUGGUGAAGAAGACCUCUAGUGAGCGCUGUCAGGCCCCGGUGUCUGGAGGAUUGGGAGGAACCGUGAUUCCAAUUCACCCCCUGAUAUAUGAGGAGAUCAAUAAAGAGAAGAUCCUAGAGCUCACCCACAAGAUGAUUGAGCUUCUGACUGGAGAGGUUCCUAUAAGGUGUCAGGACGUCACCAUCUAUUUCUCCAUGGAGGAGUGGGAGUAUAUAGAAGGACACAAGGAUCUCUACAAGGACAUCAUGAUGGAGAAUCACUGGCCCCUCACAUCACCAGCGAGAUCCAGUAAGAGAACAGCACCGGGGAGAUGUCCCAGUCUACAGGAUGGUUCAGAAGAAUAUAACAAUGUCCCACGGGAUCAUCAGCUUUUGGAUCAGGGUAAUCGGAAGCAGAGUGAUGCUGCGGCCAUAAUGAAAGAGGAGGAGACCUAUGUGAGCGGUAAUGAGCAGUGCAACGGAAACCUUCCUAAAGACAACCGCCCAGAUGAUUGUACCAGGAGCUCAGAAGGACAUCCGAUAUCUUCAGAUUCUAAAGCAGAUAAUCCUGGUAUCAUACUAGAUACAUAUGAAGAGUACGCCAUUAUACCCGAUAUAGCCUUAUUGGGUGUUAAACAUCAAAGAGCAGAGGUGAAGCCAUUUUCAUGUUCACAAUGUGGAAAAUGUUUUAGCCACAAAUCAGAUCUUGUUAAACACCAGAGAAUUCACACGGGGGAGAAGCCUUUUUCAUGUUCAGAAUGUGGGAAGUGUUUUACCCAGAGACCACAUCUUUUAAAACAUCAGAGAAUUCACACGGGGGAGAAGCCAUUUUCGUGUGCUGAAUGUGGAAAAUGUUUCAACCAGAAAUCCGAUCUCAUUCCACAUGGGAGAAUUCACACGGGGACGAAGCCUUUUCAGUGUUCAGAAUGUGGGAAAUGUUUCACAAUUAAAGCAAAUCUUGCUAAACAUAAGAGAAGCCACACCGGGGUGAAGCCCUUUUCAUGUUUUCAGUGUGGUAAAUGUUUUACAGAUAAAUCAAAUCUUGUCAAACAUGAAAGACGUCACACGGGGGCGAAGCCGUUUUCAUGUACAGACUGCAAGAAAUAUUUUAACCAGAAAUCACACCUUGUUACACAUCGGAGAAUUCACACAGGAGAGAAACCAUUUAAAUGCUCCGAUUGUGGCAAAUGUUUUAUUCGGAAAGCAAACCUUGUUGAGCAUCUGAGAAGUCACACAGGGGAGAAGCCGUAUUCAUGUUCUGGAUGUGGGAAAUGCUUUACGAAAAAAUCUGAUCUUGUUAGGCAUCAGAAAAUUCACACAAGGGAUAAGCCCUGGAAAAGCAAGUCUUCUUGAUGUCAUAAACAUGAAAAACACAAGGCCAACGCCAUAGUCAUUUUCUGAAUCCCGCUUUAAUUAUACAGAAUAUACCUGUAGAACAGGUGUAAUAUACUUACUAUUCUGAAGUUGCAUGGAUCGGCUUCUGAGUACUUGUAAUUACACUACGGUGCUGCUGCAAAGGGAGAUGAUGCAUAGUGUGAUGAAGAGAACCUUGGGGGUGUCGGAUGUUGGACCUCUGUCAAUCAAGUAUUGAUGACCUAACCUCAAAACCCCUUUAAGGUUGCUUUGUGGUACCUGUUGUGUUCUGGAAAAGCCCUUUAAAGGAACACUCCUGGAAAAGCAGAUACAUUGGGAACAGGGGUCGAUUGGCCAUAGACCUUACAGGGAAAUUUCCUGGUGGGCCGAUGCCCAGGGGGCCGCCUGAGCCUGCCAGUGGAGGUUUUUGGG
This is a messenger RNA of Bufo gargarizans (Asiatic toad), 1926 nucleotides long. RefSeq names its product oocyte zinc finger protein XlCOF7.1-like. Gene Ontology annotation, biological process: regulation of transcription by RNA polymerase II. Lineage: Eukaryota; Metazoa; Chordata; Amphibia; Anura; Bufonidae. The transcript has 7 exons. Gene Ontology annotation, molecular function: RNA polymerase II cis-regulatory region sequence-specific DNA binding; DNA-binding transcription factor activity. The coding region runs from base 76 to 1494 and encodes 472 amino acids. The record is from RefSeq and is a predicted model, not a curated record.